AUGUCCACCCCAUGGGAAGAAGAGCUAUCCAUCGCACAAUCCGCCGUCCUCAAAGCCGCCAGACUCACCAAAACCGUCCUCUCCACCGUCACGGAAGUCUCCAAAGCGGACUCCUCACCCGUCACCAUCGCCGACUUUGCCGCCCAAGCACUCCUCAUCAGCAUCCUGCACGCGCAAUUCCCCAAUGACAAAUUCGUCGGCGAAGAAGACUCGUCUACGCUGCGCAAAGAUGAAACGCUAAGAAAUAAAGUAUACGAGCUGUACUCUGCUGCCCUGGACAGAGCGUCCUCGGUAGACGAGAUGCUUGAUUUCAUAGACAUGGGCGGCCGUGGGACGGGAGGGCCGCAGGGACGAUUCUGGGCGAUGGACCCUGUUGAUGGGACGGCUACGUUUCUUACGGGCGAGCAGUACGCUGUUUCUUUGGCGUUGUUAGAGGAUGGGAAGGAGGUGUUGGCGGCGGUGGUGUAUCCGAAUUUGAGGCUGGAGGGGGGGAGGAUCAAGGAGAAGAGUGUGGAUAGGGAUGGGUUGGGUGUGAUGCUGAGUGCUGUGAGGGGACGGGGCGCACGGAUUACGUGGUUGAAGGGGUUUGAGGGACCGUAUGAGACGGAAGUGCUGGGGAGGUUGCCGGAUAGUGAUAUGCAGAGACUGCAUGUUAUUGAUUGUGAUAGGAAUAGGGCUUCGCAUAGGGAUGUUAUGAGGGGGGUUUGUGAGAAGUUGGGGGCUGAGUUUCCAGGGACGGACGUGUGGUCUUCGCAUGUUAGGUAUGCGGGAUUGAUUAUCGGCGGCGGGGACUUGUUGGUGAGGAUUCCGUCAGGGAGGGAGAGUUGGUCUUGUAUUUGGGAUCAUGCAGGCGCGCAGUUGAUUUAUAGGGAGGUAGGGGGCAAGAUUACGGAUUUGGAUGGACGGGAGAUUGAUUUUGCGCGGGGGAGGUAUUUAUCUGGGAAUAGGGGCUUGGUGUUUGCGCGGGAAGGGAUCCAUGCUGAGGUAUUGAGGGUGGCGAGGGAGGCAGUUGGAGAUGGGUGGGUGUCGUGA
This is a messenger RNA of Pochonia chlamydosporia 170, 1032 nucleotides long. RefSeq names its product myo-inositol-1(or 4)-monophosphatase. NCBI's taxonomy places the organism in Eukaryota, Fungi, Ascomycota, Sordariomycetes, Hypocreales, Clavicipitaceae. Gene Ontology annotation, molecular function: 3'(2'),5'-bisphosphate nucleotidase activity. The transcript has a single exon. The coding region runs from base 1 to 1032 and encodes 343 amino acids. Gene Ontology annotation, biological process: sulfate assimilation. The record is from RefSeq and is a predicted model, not a curated record.